This is a messenger RNA of Culex quinquefasciatus (southern house mosquito), 1991 nucleotides long. It is a transcript of the gene RhoL, whose product is annotated as ras-like GTP-binding protein RhoL. Gene Ontology annotation, molecular function: GTP binding; GTPase activity. The transcript has 4 exons. The record is from RefSeq and is a predicted model, not a curated record. Gene Ontology annotation, biological process: small GTPase-mediated signal transduction. The coding region runs from base 896 to 1456 and encodes 186 amino acids. NCBI's taxonomy places the organism in Eukaryota, Metazoa, Arthropoda, Insecta, Diptera, Culicidae.
UCGUCCGGCGUAUCAUUCAUUCGCCAACUGCGAUGUGCUGCGGGCGGUUGUUGUUGUCGAAGUCGGUCGCGUCGUUGAUUCCGUUGUCGUGUGUUGCUUCGAUCGAGACCUGUUCGCCCGUCCGGUCUUCGCGAAGAUCGGCCUGCUGAACUUGCCCGGUGGGUUCGUGCGCGCGCGUGCUGUUGUUGUUGUGCUUCCUAAAAGGGCCUAAAAGGUUAAACUUUUGAGUGGUUUGACGACACAUUCAAACAAGUGGUGCAAGUCAAGUCAAGUUCGCUUCCGGUUCGGGUCAAGACAGAAGAAGUGGUUCCGGGGCUUGUGUGUGCUUUAUCGCUGUUAUCAACAUCUCCUUCUAUUCAUCCGUAUCCUGUGUAUAUGUGUUUUUGUGUGUCUCUGAUAUGUGUUUUGUGCUUAGUGGGUGUGUUGUAUGAAUAGCCAUACAGCGAAAGGAAGAAGGCAUGUGACGAAGCGUUUAAUUGUUUAUCUAAACUCAUCAACCAGACGCGGAGUAUAGUUAGUUGGGUGUAGUUUGUUGCGGACGGAGUUUCCGUUUUCGAUGUGCUGAUUAACGUACGAGUGCUAGUUCUAGUGUGCUGCUAUGAAUAAUUGAUGCUCUUCUGCUCCUCCGCCCGAUACACACUACUUCGCGACACUGUAUUGUGUUUUCGCACCAACAUUUGUGUGCGGGAGUGCGCUUUAUUGCUGACAUUAGCAAUAUUUUUCUGCACACACUCCCUCUCACACUCUCGCUCCUCGAAGGCACACUCAACCAAUGUGUGCGAAGUGACUUAAUCAUCCGUCUUAGGGACGUUGUCGUCGGAAUCAGGCACGUUGCGCGGGAGUUUUAGUCCGGGGGAGCGUUUCUACGAGAAAUAUAAAAGACUGACGUCACACAAUGACGAUGGGCAACAUGCGGCCGCUGAAGAUCACAACCGUCGGGGACGGAAUGGUGGGCAAGACGUGCCUGCUAAUCACCUACGUCCGCAACGAGUUCCCCAGCGAGUACGUCCCGACGGUGUUUGACAACCACGCCUGCAACAUCACCGUGGACGAAAAGGAGUACGCCCUCACGCUGUGGGACACGGCCGGCCAGGAGGACUACGAGCGACUACGGCCCCUCAGCUACCCAAAUACCGAUUGUUUUCUCAUAUGCUACUCAAUAUCGAGCAAGACAUCUUUCGAUAACGUUAUUUCAAAAUGGUACCCAGAGAUAAGGCACUUUGCCCCUAACGUGCCCGUUGUACUCGUAGGCACCAAAAGUGAUCUCCGAGUGCACGGCUCCGAGAAGUUUGUCACGACGGUCGAGGGCAAAAAGCUCAAGCACAAAAUCAAAGCUUACUCACUGGUGGAGUGUUCCGCGAAGAAGAAACUCAACCUGGGUGACGUGUUCGACGAAGCCGUCCGGGCCGUGGAGAAGAAACCCCACCACAAGCCACGUGUCUGCACGAUACUCUAGUUCCGGUGGCGUUGUUGGGACCGGACCUUUACGGAAGCUUUAUAGACUGUAGAUUUUCUAACGCACUUACAACAACACUACGCACUGGCAGUAGUUGGCGCCAAGGCCAGUGAUGAUCAAAACAAAACAAAACAAUUAUGGUAGAUGUUCUACUUAAACAGCAAACUCCUAUUUAUCUGUACUCGUGCGAUCACCGCAAACGACCGUUUCUCCUCGUUGCCUUAUCCGGAAAUAUCAUUCUACCCCUACACCACAGGAAAGAAAGUAUUCUAGAAAGAUUUCUUACCGAGCUAGUAUUGUGAAUAUUGAUUGAAAUUAUUAUAUUUGAUAAAAAAGGAAAGAAGCUCUAAAUUAGCCAUUGGAAGAGUUCAGAUUUGUACGAUAUCAACAGAAAUUAUUGCAUUCAUUUUUUGUUUUCAACAUCAUCCCAAAAUGGAAUAUGUCAUAUUCGUUCACUAGUCAUAUUGAUUUUUUUUCAAAAUACAGAAAAUGUAAUAUAAUAGAAAUAUAUGUAUGUUAAAUAUAACUCACGAAA